Mesocricetus auratus (golden hamster) is the source of this 1798-nucleotide messenger RNA. RefSeq names its product pleckstrin homology domain-containing family A member 8. Gene Ontology annotation, molecular function: ceramide 1-phosphate transfer activity; ceramide 1-phosphate binding. Gene Ontology annotation, cellular component: membrane; cytoplasm; cytosol. Bases 189 to 1742 code for a protein of 517 amino acids. Gene Ontology annotation, biological process: intermembrane lipid transfer; ceramide transport. The transcript has a single exon. Lineage: Eukaryota; Metazoa; Chordata; Mammalia; Rodentia; Cricetidae. The record is from RefSeq and is a predicted model, not a curated record.
CUCCCUCGCCUCGCUCGGCCGGCCGCUCCGCCCGGUUCACACCGACCGCGCCUGGCGCAGGCGCAGAAACCCGGACCAGAGGCUGGUGCUCCUCGGCUGUCGCGGUGACCCCGCCCCCGGGCCCGGGAUGUGAGGCCGGUCCGGGUGUCCCCGCGGCGGGCCGGGGCGGCGAGGGGCCCGCGGGCGCCAUGGAGGGCGUGCUGUACAAGUGGACCAACUACCUGAGCGGUUGGCAGCCUCGAUGGUUCCUUCUUUGUGGGGGAAUACUGUCCUAUUAUGAUUCUCCUGAAGAUGCUUGGAAGGGUUGUAAAGGGAGCAUCCAGAUGGCAGUCUGUGAGAUUCAAGUUCAUUCGGUGGAUAACACUCGCAUGGACCUGAUCAUCCCUGGGGAACAGUAUUUCUACUUAAAAGCCAGAAGUGUGGCAGAGAGACAGCGAUGGCUGGUGGCCCUGGGGUCUGCUAAGGCCUGCCUGACAGAUAGUAGAACCCAAAAGGAAAAAGAAUUUGCAGAAAACACUGAAAACUUGAAAACCAAAAUGUCAGAACUAAGGCUGUACUGUGAUCUCCUUGUUCAGCAAGUAGAUAAAACAAAAGAAGUGGCCACAUCUGGUGUUGCUGACUCUGAGGAGGGAAUCGAUGUGGGAACUCUGCUGAAAUCAACCUGCAACACUUUCCUGAAGACCCUGGAGGAAUGCAUGCAGAUCGCAAAUGCAGCCUUCACCUCUGAGCUACUCUACCAUACACCCCCAGGAUCCCCUCAGCUAGCGGUGCUUAAGUCCAGCAAGAUGAAGCAUCCUAUCAUACCAAUUCAUAAUUCAUUGGAAAGGCAGAUGGAGUUGAACAGUUGUGAAAAUGGAUCUUUAAAUAUGGAAGUAAAUGGUGAUGAAGAAAUCCUAAUAAAAACCAAGAGUUCCUUGUAUUUGAAAUCCACAGAGGUAGAUUGCAGCAUGUCAAGCGAGGAAAACACAGAUGAUAAUGGGACAGGUGAGACACUGAAGGCAGAUGAAAAGGAAAACCUGGGGAAUCAUGAGGGUGAGCUGGCACAACCUGGAUCAAAUUCAGUCUGCUCACCAGAGUCCGUCUGGAAAGACAACGAAGAGGUUGUCCCGACUUUCUUUAGCGCCAUGAGUGCCAGCUUUAGUGACAUUGAACUUCUGGAAGACAGUGGCAUUCCCACAGAAGCAUUUUUGGCAUCUUGUUAUUCAGUGGUUCCAGUACUAGACAAACUUGGUCCUACAGUGUUUGCGCCUGUGAAAAUGGAUCUUGUUGGAAAUAUCAAGAAGGUAAAUCAGAAGUACAUAACCAACAAGGAAGAGUUCACUACCCUCCAGAAGAUAGUGCUGCAUGAGGUGGAGGCGGGUGUAGCUCAGGUUAGGAACUCAGCAACCGAAGCCCUCUUGUGGCUGAAGAGAGGUCUCAAAUUCUUAAAGGGCUUUUUGACAGAAGUGAAAAAUGGGGAAAAAGAUAUCCAGACAGCACUGAAUAACGCAUAUGGCAAAACAUUACGGCAACACCAUGGCUGGGUAGUUCGAGGGGUUUUUGCGUUGGCACUGAGGGCAGCCCCCUCUUACGAAGAUUUUGUGGCCGCACUAACCAUAAAAGAAGGUGACCACCAGAAAGAAGCUUUCAGUACUGGGAUGCAGAGGGACCUCAGCCUUUACCUCCCUGCUAUGGAAAGGCAGCUGGCCAUACUGGACACUUUAUAUGAGAUCCACGGGCUGGAGUCUGAUGAGGUGGUGUGACAGCUACUUCUUAGAACAGCACCUCCUACCUUCAGGGAAUAAAGUUUGCUAAUGUG